GUUACAAAUGGUUUCAGAAUCUAUGAAUGCAAAACAAGCUAGGAAUCGCUUCACAAAGGGGAAAAGGCAACAGCACCAGCAAAUAAAGAACAAAUCUUCACUUGGUGAUGGUGAUGGAGAAGACUCCUUUAUCUUUGAAGGAAAUGAAGCUUGGAAAGAUUUUCAUGGUUCUCUUCUUCAGCUUUAUGAAAAUGGAGAACUCUGUGAUAUCACAUUGAAGUGUGAACACUUUGUUCAUUUGCCGCUGUUGCCAGUUGAUUUUCUUAUGGGUGCUGUGGCAAAAGAACAGAUUGUCAAACAAAACCUAAAAUGUAGAGAUUUAUUGGAUGAAGCAAGAAAUUACCACCUUCACUUGAGUAGCAGGGCAGUACCUGACUCUGAAUACUCCUUUCGGACUACCCCAAGAAAACAUACUGCUGGUGUGCUAUUUUGUGUAGGUGGUCAAGGUGGAUCAGGUGACCCCUUUCGCUGUAUCGAAUGCUAUUCUAUCAACAAAAACAGCUGGUUCUUUGGACCAGAAAUGAACAGUCGAAGGCGACAUGUGGGUGUAAUCUCAGUGGAAGGUAAAGUGUAUGCAGUGGGUGGACAUGAUGGAAACGAACAUUUAGGUAGUAUGGAGAUGUUUGAUUGUCUCACUAUUAAAUGGAUGAUGAAGGCAUCACUGAACACAAAGAGGCGAGGAAUGGCCUUGGCCUCCUUGGGAGGCCCAAUUUAUGCAGUUGGAAGGUUAGAUGACAACACUUGCGUCAACAAUGUUGAGAGACGUGACAUAGAAUCUGAUCAGUGGAGUACAGUGGCACCAGUGAAUACUCCCCAUGGAGGAGUUGACUCUGUGGCUCUUGUGAACCAUGUUUAUGCAGUAGGUGGCAAAGAUGGAGUAGCUUCUCUAUCUAGUGUGGAGUGGUGUGAUCCACAUCUCGAUAAAUGGAUAGAAGUUAAAGAAAUGGGUCAGCGAAGAGCAGGCAGUGGCGUUAGUGAGCUCCAUGGUUGCUUACAUGUUGUUGGUGGCUUUGAUGAUAAUUCUCCUCUGAGUUCAGUUGAGCGGUAUGAUCCUCGAAGCAACAAGUGGGAUUAUGUAGCAGCCCUUACCACUCCCGGGGUUGGAGUGGGGAUCACAACAGUGAUGGGCAAAAUAUUUGCAGUUGGUGGUCAUAAUGGCAAUGCAUACUUAAAUACAGUAGAUGCAUUUGAUCCAGUGCUGAAUAGGUGGGAGCUUGUUGGACCUGUGUCUCACUGCAGAGCUGGAGCAGGUGUAGCUGUGUGUGCCUAA
This is a messenger RNA of Mesoplodon densirostris (Blainville's beaked whale), 1270 nucleotides long. RefSeq names its product kelch-like protein 8. Lineage: Eukaryota; Metazoa; Chordata; Mammalia; Artiodactyla; Ziphiidae. Bases 8 to 1270 code for a protein of 420 amino acids. The record is from RefSeq and is a predicted model, not a curated record. Gene Ontology annotation, molecular function: protein binding. The transcript is spliced from 2 exons.